Fimicolochytrium jonesii is the source of this 486-nucleotide messenger RNA. RefSeq lists its product as uncharacterized. The record is from RefSeq and is a predicted model, not a curated record. Bases 1 to 486 code for a protein of 161 amino acids. The transcript is spliced from 2 exons. Lineage: Eukaryota; Fungi; Chytridiomycota; Chytridiomycetes; Spizellomycetales; Powellomycetaceae.
AUGGAGUCUGUCAUACACGCCAUCUUGGCCGCCCAUAACCUCCUCGACAGCUUCCACGAAGCCAGAGACUUCUGGAGCGUCGAGGUGCAGCCCGCAGAAGGCUCAACAGGAUUCUACCUCCCCCUCAUCAUCGCGCGCGACGGCCCCAUCGUCUCCCUCGCCCACUACACCAUCUCCACCUACGACGUCGACUACGACCCGCUCGCUGAAUUCGAGAUCUCCGCCCCCGCUCAAGCUCCCUCCGCUUGGCGAUUGCUUUCCGUCUACCGCUUCCACGCCGGGUUCCUGGCCUUUGAUGAGAAUGGGGCGCAGGGCGAGGCGACGCGGUUUGUGGACGAGUGGGUUGGCCGGUUGAGGGAGCGCGGGUAUAUGGAGAGGAGUAUGGGGAGGAUUGUUUGGAAGGCGGGUGGGGAGGAGAAGGAAAAGGGGAAGGUCGGGGGUGGGAUGCAGACUGGGACGGCGACGGGGACGAAGGCGAGGAUGUAG